This is a messenger RNA of Oxyura jamaicensis (ruddy duck), 3885 nucleotides long. It is a transcript of the gene HDX, whose product is annotated as highly divergent homeobox. The coding region runs from base 33 to 2192 and encodes 719 amino acids. The transcript is spliced from 12 exons. The record is from RefSeq and is a predicted model, not a curated record. Gene Ontology annotation, molecular function: RNA polymerase II cis-regulatory region sequence-specific DNA binding; DNA-binding transcription factor activity, RNA polymerase II-specific. Gene Ontology annotation, biological process: regulation of transcription by RNA polymerase II. Lineage: Eukaryota; Metazoa; Chordata; Aves; Anseriformes; Anatidae.
CCGUCUGCAGCCGCAGCCCGGCGCCGAGCUCGAUGAAUCUGCGUUCUGUAUUUACUGUAGAACAACAAAGGAUAUUACAGCGUUAUUAUGAAAAUGGAAUGACAAAUCAAAGUAAAAAUUGCUUUCAGCUCAUAUUACAGUGUGCACAAGAAACUAAACUGGACUUCAGUGUAGUCAGGUUAUCACCGAAUGCUGAGGAGCAUGUGUUAUACCCUUUUGGGGAGUUACACCCACAGAUCAUUCAGACGUGGGUUGGCAAUAAAAGAAGGAAGAUGAGCAGCAAGAGUGCUGUAGAAUCUGGAGGCACUCCCCCAGGGACUGCCCCUACUACUCCCUCAGUACCUCCAGAAGCAGCAGUUAGAAAUGUGGUAAACAUUGCUCGAUCCCAAAGUCAGCAGUCUUCUUGGACCUCUUCUAAUAACGAUGUAAUAGUUACUGGUAUAUACAGUCCUGCUAGUUCAUCCAGUAGGCAAGGAUCCACCAAGCAGACAAAUGCUUCAGUGGCAGAAAUACACAAAACCUCUAUUCCAAGACUCUCGGGAAAAAAUGACACAGACUUUCAGCAGCAGCACAUCCCUAUAGGACGACAAGUACCACACUGUAAAAAUGCUUCCCUAUUAGUAGGGGAAAAGACUAUUAUUUUAUCUAGACAAACAAGCGUACUGAAUUCUGCGAACUCCAUAUAUAGCCACACAAAAAAAAGCUAUGGUGGCUCAUCAGUGCAGACCGCAGAGUUGGUGUUACCUCAGAAACCGAUGAUAUGCCACAGACCUUGUAAAGCCGAACCCGUGGGAUGUCAAAGGUUACAAAAACCGGAACAUGCAGCUCUUGCAUCGCAUGUGUCCCCCGGACAAAGGGCUAAUACUAGGGACCCUUCUUGUAGCACGCAAAACCUGGAAAUUCGUGAAGUGUUUUCUCUGGCGGUUACAGAUCAACCUCAAAGAAUUGUGGGAGGAAGCACGGCACAGAAGCACUGCUCGGGGGAAGGCAGCUGUCUGUCCAUUGCGAUGGAAACUGGAGAUGUGGAUGAUGAGUAUGCUAGAGAAGAAGAACUGGCAUCCAUGGGAGCACAAAUACAAAGCUAUUCAAGAUACUGUGAAAGUAGCAGCUCUGUUCGAGUAGAGAACCAAAGCGCGGCCUUGUCGGGGCCAGGAAGAAACGUGAGCUGUAGUUCUCAGCUGGUGAAUGCCAGGGACGUGCCUGACAGUGUUCUGUAUCAUAGCAGAGACUACCACUUGCCUGCACGGGCCUCAUUGCAUACAACAUCCAGUACAUUAUAUAGCAGUGCUAAUCCAUCAAGAAGUACUUUUUCUCCUCAUUUUACAUCUUCAAGUCAACUGAGGCUGUCACAAAACCAAAAUAAUUACCAGAUUUCAGGAAACCUUACUGUGCCUUGGAUUACAGGUUGUUCCAGAAAAAGAGCAUUACAGGACCGCACACAAUUUAGUGACCGAGACUUAGCUACCCUAAAGAAAUACUGGGAUAAUGGCAUGACCAGCCUGGGCUCAGUCUGCAGAGAGAAAAUUGAAGCUGUUGCUGCAGAGUUAAAUGUUGACUGUGAAAUAGUGCGGACGUGGAUUGGGAAUCGAAGACGGAAAUACCGUUUAAUGGGGAUUGAGGUCCCACCCCCUAGAGGAGGUCCUGCUGAUUUCUCUGAUCAAUCUGAAUUUGUUUCUAAAUCAGCACUUAAUCCAGGAGAGGAAACUGCUACUGAAGUGGGGGAUGAUAAUGAUAGGAAUGAUGAAGUAUCAAUCUGCUUAUCUGAAGGAAGCUCACAAGAAGAGACAAAUGAAGGUCUUCAAAAUGAAGAAAUUCAUCACAAAGAAGAUGAUCAGAAUCCCGUAUCUACUGAUAAUGUGAAAAUAGAAAUUAUAGAUGAUGAAGAAAGCGAUAUGAUAAGUAAUUCUGAAGUGGAUCAAAUGAGUUCUCUUCUGGAUUAUAAGAAUGAAGAAGUCAGAUUCAUUGAAAAUGAGUUGGAGAAUCACAAACAGAAGUAUUUUGAAUUACAGACGUUUACUCGGAGUUUGAUACUUGCUAUUAAAUCAGAUGAUAAAGAACAGCAGCAGGCACUGCUCUCAGACUUACCUCCUGAAUUAGAAGAAAUGGAUUUCAAUCACACGUCCCCAGAGCCUGAUGAUACCUCAUUCAGCUUGUCGUCUUUAUCGGAGAAAAAUGCCUCAGACAGUUUGUGAUUUUUUUUUUUCAAUUAUUUUUAACUGACAAAAAGAAACCCCGUGUAACGUGUAGGUUUCAAGAGAACAGCAUUUUGCUAUCCACUGUUCUUCAGUCCAAACCAGAAAGCCCAAGGUGCAGUAGACCUGCCUGAAGGAUGACUGUAGUAUGUAAUGGCUGCAGCUUGCAGUGUCAAGAAAUUUCAAGUGUUGUUUUUGCUAAACGAAAGAACCGUGUGAGGAAAUGUUUCACUUUUAGGAGUUUGGCCUUGAUUAGGAUAACUUCUGACUUUCCAGAAUAACACUUGCUCUGUAGCAAAGUCCUUUUGAGCAGGGAUCCAAGAAUGGCAAACAAGUAUCCUACUACCCAGACAAGUAAUUUUUCAGAGUUGCUUGCUCACCAGUCCCAGUUUUAUAUUUUUCUCCAUUUUUACUCAGGUAGGCGGACUAAAAAUUGGGAAUCCAAAUAAAAUAAUGAUUUUUUUUUGAGUUGUGCUUGAACCCUUUGAAAAGCUGAAAUUAAACUGAAGUGUUCUUCAUUACGUGACUUCAGAUUAUUGAAUCUUCUAUUUUCUGACCAAAAUAGCCAAAAACACUUUGAAAGCCUAACUGAAUAAUUUGAAUGAUCAUCAAUAAAUUAUUAAUGUACAGAAGCAGUCCAUACGUGUUGUAACAAAUUAGAUUGUGGGAAACCUGAGAGCUGUGGAAUGUGACUUUCUGAUAUCAUCACAAUAGCAAAAUAGUAUGUUUACAGUACUGCUUGGGGUUUAUGAAUGUAGUUACAGAUUUUCUUUGUCCAAGUCUGAAUGCUAAAGUUCAUUGUUUUUAAGUAUCGUUUACAUAUUUUUCAACAAACUUUACUCCCCUUUAUCAAGACACUGUCUUAAAUCCACGGCUGUCAUUGUGUCCCGAAAGGCAGUAUUUGGAACUGAGCAUUGCAGAUCUUCAUGUGACCUGUUUUAGAAGUGUCCCUGUCUGACGAAUUUUUUGGCAUGUGCUGUGUUACCGUUGCCAUUUCUAAAAUGUGAGCUUGAUUGCAGGCAGUGACUGAAAUGAAUUCUUCCCUUCCCAGCUGUCAUUCACAUUGAUUCUCUUCACUCAUCUGAAAGUGGAUGUGCAGACACAUUCAGAUAAACUUAGCAGGGCAUGUAGGUGCAUGCUCCUGAUAUUAAUGCUCUGUAAUUCCUAAUCUGAAUAUUCCUCAGCAAGCAUUUUUGCAACAUACCUUACAUCAAAUAAUAAUUGAGUCUGAUGAAUCUCUGUUCAUGCAGUACAGCAAGUAGUCCCAUUAAUUUCAGUGGUAGGUCCUAGGUGUAGCUCAGAAAAUUCAAGAGUGUUGGGUGGGUGGGAGUGGGGACAAAAACAUUUUUUUUAAUACUGGGAUUAACUCACCAACUUCAUUUUUUUCUCAGUCUGGUCUGCUCCUCCCUAAUUACUUCUGCAGCUUUGCUCUUCUUAGUAUCUGUAGUGAGCUCUGUUUUUUCUUUUCUUUUUUCUCUUUUUGUUUCCAUGUUGUCCUUGGGCAUGGGGAGUUUGUAACUGUCUUGUUAAAUGCCAGUUGCAUAAAGGAUAGUAGCAGUUUUAAAAGGUUUUUAGAGGGGAAAAAAAAAAAAAAAAAAAAAAAAAAAGGUUUCACAGUUCUGAUUACUCUACAGUUCAGUUAGUAUUUGGUCCUCAAAAGACCUCUUGCCAUCUGUUAUACAGAGUAACCCCA